Colletotrichum spaethianum is the source of this 1644-nucleotide messenger RNA. RefSeq names its product lactose permease. Lineage: Eukaryota; Fungi; Ascomycota; Sordariomycetes; Glomerellales; Glomerellaceae. Gene Ontology annotation, molecular function: carbohydrate:proton symporter activity. Gene Ontology annotation, biological process: carbohydrate transport; transmembrane transport. The transcript has 3 exons. The record is from RefSeq and is a predicted model, not a curated record. The coding region runs from base 1 to 1644 and encodes 547 amino acids. Gene Ontology annotation, cellular component: membrane.
AUGACCGAGAAGAUCGACCCCGUGGACACGGUCCAUGUUCACGACAAUGACUCCGAAAAGAAGGAGAUCGAGACCAAGGUCGUCACUGGCUCUGAGGCCUUCAACGAGGCUAUGAUCAAGGAGCCCCCCAAUGCCUGGAGCAAAGCCCAGAUCUUGAUCUACGCCUUCUCGCUCGUCGGUUUCUUCUGUUCUACCAUGAACGGAUACGAUGGAUCGCUCAUCAACAACUUGCUUCAGAACCCGUCUUUCAAAGAGCGUUACGGCGCCAAGAACGACGGUAUCUGGGCCGGUAUCAUCUCUUCCAUGUACCAGAUUGGUGGUGUCGUCGCCUUGCCCUUUGUCGGUCCUGCCCUCGACACAUGGGGUCGUCGUGUCGGUAUGUUCAUCGGUGCCGCCAUCAUCAUCAUCGGAACUUGCAUCCAGGCCACCGCCAACGGCACCAGCCAGUUCAUGGGAGGUCGCUUCCUCCUCGGUUUUGGCGUGUCCAUUGCCGCCUCCGCUGGUCCCAUGUACGUCGUCGAGAUUAACCACCCCGCCUACCGCGGUGUCGUCGGUGCCAUGUACAACACUCUCUGGUUCUCCGGUGCCAUCAUUGCCUCCGGUGCGGCUCGUGGCGCUCUCGACAUUGACGGAGAUGCCUCGUGGCGUUUGAUCACCUGGCUCCAAGCCCUGUUCUCCGGUCUCAUUUGCAUCUUCUGCCUGUGGAUGCCCGAGUCCCCCAGAUGGCUCUUCGUCAACAACAAGAAGGACCAAGCCGCUGCCGUCCUCGCCAAGUACCACGGCAACGGCAACGCUGAGUCUCCCUGGGUCAAGCUCCAGCUCCACGAGUACGAGGAGCUCCUCAACAUGGACGGUGCUGACAAGCGCUGGUGGGACUACCGCGCGCUCUUCCGCAACCGUGCCUCUGUCUACCGCCUCAGCUGCAACGUGUGUAUUUCCAUCUUUGGUCAGUGGGCUGGUAACGCCGUUUUGUCUUACUUCCUCGGUUCUGUUCUCGACACUGCCGGCUACACCCACCCCAUCCAGCAGGCAAACAUUACCCUCAUCAACUCUUGCCAGCAGUUCGCUUUCGCCAUCUUCGGUGCCCUCCUGGUCGACAGAGUCGGUCGGCGUCCUCUUCUGCUCUUUUCAUUCACCGCCUGCACAAUCGUCUGGCUCGGCAUGACCGUUGCUUCUGGUAUCCUCUCCAAGUCACAGAUUGGUGUGACCGAUGGCGGUGCUCCCAUCUUUGACAACCCGGCCGCCUCCCAAGCUUGUUUGGCCAUGAUCUUCAUCUUCGGUUCCGUCUACUCCGUCGGUAUUACACCCCUUCAGGCUCUCUACCCCGUCGAGGUCCUCUCUUUCGAGAUGCGUGCCAAGGGUAUGGCCUUUUCCAACUUGGCUGUCAACGCUGCCGGUCUCCUCAACCAAUUCGCCUGGCCUGUUUCGAUGGAGAAGAUUGCUUGGAAGACUUACAUUAUCUUCACCAUCUGGGAUGCCAUCCAGACUGUCAUUAUCUACUUUUACAUUCCUGAGACUAAGGGCCGCACUCUCGAGGAGCUCGACCACAUCUUCGCCGACCCCAAGCCUGUCAAGGCUUCCACCAGGAAGAAGGCUGUCGCUGUCGAUCGCUACGGUGACGUCGUCAACGUUCAGGACGUCUAA